Molecule: messenger RNA, 6698 nt
Organism: Nerophis ophidion (straightnose pipefish)
Lineage: Eukaryota; Metazoa; Chordata; Actinopteri; Syngnathiformes; Syngnathidae
Product: unconventional myosin-VIIb-like
Exons: 49
Coding region: 113-6547 (2144 amino acids)
Cellular component (GO): myosin complex; cytoskeleton
Molecular function (GO): protein binding; cytoskeletal motor activity; ATP binding
Source: RefSeq, a predicted model, not a curated record
UCAUGUUUGGUCAAGUCGAUGCCUUGCUCGUAUAUUGGAGUUGUGCUCGCCACUUACCCUUGUGCAAUCUGAUGUUAUUUCGUUCCAGGUGUAGAAUUGUGGCAAAGUGGUGAUGCUGAAAAAGGGGGAGUGGGUUUGGCUGGACUCUGACAUCGGGGUGCCCAUAGGAGCCAGGGUCAAAGUAACGCCGAGUGGUCAGCGUUUGUUGGUGGAUGAUGUGGGAAAGGAGCACAGACUGGCCCCGGAGGCGGAGGCCUCCCUCAAGAUCAUGCACCCCACGUCCGUGGAGGGGGUGGACGACAUGAUCAAGCUGGGGGACAUGACGGAGGCCGGCCUGCUGCGAAACCUGCUGCUGCGCCACAAGAAAGGAAUCAUUUAUACUUACACGGGCUCCGUGCUGGUGGCAGUGAACCCGUACCAAUUUUUCCCCAUAUAUUCAGACGACCAGAUACGACUGUACCGUGGUAAAAAGCUCGGGGAACUCCCGCCGCAUAUCUUUGCGAUCGCCGAGUCCUGCUACUUCAACAUGAAACGCCAUCGCGGGAACCAGUGCUGCAUCAUCAGUGGAGAGUCUGGAGCAGGAAAGACCGAGGGCACCAAGCUGAUUUUACAAUACUUGGCGGCGGUCAGCGGUGAACUCUCUCAACGGCAGAUUGAACAGCAGAUCCUGGAGUCCAACCCCAUAUUGGAAGCUUUUGGAAACGCCAAGACCAUCAGAAACGACAACUCCAGUCGCUUUGGGAAAUAUUUGGAGAUCUUCUUCAACGAGGGCGGCGUGAUCGAAGGGGCCCGGGUGGAGCAGUACUUGCUGGAGAAGUCUCGGGUCUGCCAUCAGGCCCAGCAGGAGCGGAACUACCAUGUGUUCUACUGCAUGCUGGCAGGAACCACAGCCGAGGAGAGGAAACGUCUGCAUCUUGGCCACGCAAAGGAGUACAAAUUCCUUACCGGGGGGGACUGCAUCACAUGUGCAGGAAGGAGCGACGCGGAGGACUUCGGUUGUAUUCGGGCUGCCAUGAACAUUUUGACAUUCUCAGACGAGCAGUGCUUCGAGAUUUUCAAGCUCCUCGCAGCUAUAUUGCACCUGGGCAAUGUCGCCUUUGAAGCCAACACACAACAGAACAUGGACACCAGCGAUGUCAGCAAGUCGGAACAUUUCAGCACGGCCUCAUCACUGCUAGAGGUUGAGACGUCUUCUCUGGCCAACAGUCUGACCCACCGCUCCUUGAGGACCAACAGAGAGAGGGUGACCAAACCCCUGGACUGUGACCAAGCCUCGGCAAGCAGAGACGCAUUCGUCAAGGCGAUCUACAAUAAACUCUUCAUUUGGAUCGUCGGGAAGAUCAACAGUGUUACCUACAAGAAACUCGCCGACAACCCCAAGUCUUCGUAUCUGUCCAUCGGCUUGCUUGACAUAUUCGGCUUUGAGAACUUCCAAACAAACAGUUUCGAGCAGUUGUGCAUCAACUUCGCCAAUGAGAAGCUGCAGCAGUUCUUCGUGGGACACAUUUUCAAGCUGGAGCAGAAGGAGUAUCUGAAAGAAGACAUCGUGUGGAAGAACAUCAACUUUGGUGACAAUGUGAAGAUCCUGGACCUUCUGGCCGGGAAGCCAUGUAACCUGCUGGCUCUGAUCGACGAGGAAAGCCAUUUCCCGAAGGGCUCCGAUGUCACAAUGCUCAGCAAGAUGAAUCAGCAGCACCACGGAGACAAAACCUUCAUCGCCUCCAAGAGCGAACACGACACGGACUUUGGGAUUCGCCAUUUUGCAGGCAGCGUUUAUUACGACUCCAAAGGCUUCCUUGAGAAGAACCGAGAUGCUGUAAGCGCCGACAUAUUCAAGACGGUGGAGAUAUCCACCAACAAGCUGCUUCGGCAGAUCUUUGCGUCCGAGCUGUCAACCAAUGGGGUGAAGACGACUACAAACAAGAAGAUCAUCAUGAAAGCCAGGAACUCCAUGCCGUCCCCGGCCGACAACCGCAAGCAAGUGCCAACCUUGAGCGGUCAGUUCCGUCAGUCCCUGGACGCCCUCAUGAAGGCUCUGUCGGCCUGCCAGCCCUACUUCAUCCGCUGCUUCAAGCCCAACAACGACAAGCAGUCUGAGAACUUUGACCGGGAGCUCUGUAUGCGCCAGCUGCGAUACUCCGGCAUGAUGGACACCAUCCGCAUCAGGAAGCUGGGCUAUCCCAUCCGCCACACCUUUGAGGAAUUCCUCACCCGCUACAGGGUGCUCCUGAAGAUGUCCGACUGCGACCCCAAAACUAACACAGCUGCUGCCUGUUGUGACGCCAUCUGCCAGAGAGCAAUUAUAGCAUCCGACCAGUGGAAGAUUGGAAAAACCAAGAUUUUCCUGAAGGAUGCCCAAGACUCCACUUUGGAACGCAUGCGGGAGGAAGAGUUGAGCAAGAAAGCCAUCGUGAUCCAGCGGGUCAUGCUGGCAUACGGACACAGAAAGUCUUUUUUGAAGAAGCGCGGGGCUGCUGUGGUGAUACAGAAAAACUGGAGAGCUUACAGGGAAAUCAAAAUCCAAAGAACGCUCCGGCAAGGAUUUGAACGCCUGGUGUCAAAAGUUCGUGGUCGGUGGCUUCAGUCCCGGUAUCGAGGGAAGCGAGCGGCGGCGCUGAUUUUACAGACUCACGUACGGGGUUACCGGGCCAAGAAGGGCUGGAAGCAGAAGAGAGAGGCAGUCAUUCUACUGCAGGCCUACACCAGAGGAUUCCUGGCUCGAAAAGUAUUUCAUGGAAUGAAGGUUAACUCCUCCGUCCGCCCUCUCGCACUCGUCGAACAGCGCUCGCCGUCCGAAGAGGAGCACGAUGGCGGGAUUGCCUUUGAGCUUCAGCGUCGACUCGAAGAAGUCGUCGCUGAGGCUCCGGAAUCUGACCAGGAGUCUGAGCCAGAGGCCGAGGAGCCGGAGUCUGAGCCAGAGGCCGAGGCGGCGGUGGCGGCGGACGAAGACGACGACGACGUGCCGCCGAAACCUGUUGUGCAAAUUAUAGUACACGAAGCUUUUAACUCGGAGAAAUCUGACACCGCAUCCGAAAUAAGCAUUCCGGCUUCAAGCGUACCAACCCCGACCCCAUCAUUUGGAGAAGAAGAAGAAGAAGAAGAAGAUGGCUUUGAAGACUUCACAGAGGAGUUCUCAUUCUACCAGUUCAGCCUUCUUCACUUCAAAGGUGACGCCAGCCACACCCACAUCGAGCAGAGACUCCGCAAGCCUCUCCUGCAGCACGACGACGAAGCCGACACUUUGGCAUGUCUGACCGUGUGGUGGAUCAUACUGCGCUUCAUGGGGGACCUGCCCGAGCCCAGAUCCCUGGACGCCAUCUCCCAGGUCUCGCUCAGCGUCUCCCGCCACCUGCCGAGCAGACAGGGCCGCAGGCUGAGCAACCUGGUGGGACUCGACCAGAAAAUACUGAGGAAGAACAAGAAAAAGCUUGGGAACCGAAGAGCGUCUGCUAUCCCUGAGGAGCCUGAGGACUUUGAAGAGGAGGAGGGUGUUUUGAUUGGAGAAGGUCCGACGCUAUCCAGGCCGCUUACCUCCCUUGAAAAACUGCACAUUAUUGUUGGAUUUGCUCUAUCCAGACGAGACAUAAGGGAUGAGAUUUACUGUCAGAUCUGCAAGCAGCUGUCAAACAACAAAAACAGAACAAGCUGUUUACAAGGAUGGAGACUGCUGUCCAUCUGUCUGGGGAUCUUCCCCCCGACAGAGCUCUUCAUGAAGUAUUUGGAGAGCUUUGUCCGCAGGGGGCCAAAUGGUUAUGGAGAAUAUUGUAGUAAGCUCCUGCAGCGCAUCCAAGCCAACGGAGAAAGAAAAGAGCUGCCCUGUUGGAUCGAAUUGCAGGCGGUCAAAUCCAAGCAGCCCAUGGAAAUGGCGGUGACUCUGACGGACGGCAGCGUGGUCAACCUGCAGCUGGACUCGGCCUCCACCUCGGCGGAGGUCUGUCAAGCCGCGGCUGACAGGAUUAAUUUGCGGGACACGUACGGCUUCUCCCUCUACAUCAGCUUCUACGAGAAAAUGUGGUCGCUGGGCAGCUGCGGGAGGCACGUGUUGGACGCCGUGUCUCAGUGCGAGCAGGAGAUGAGGCGGCAGGGCAAGGAGGAGAAGGACACGCCCGUGAAACUGGCCAUCCGCAAGGAGCUGUUCACGCCCUGGCACGACUGUUCCAAAGACUCCGUCAGCACCGAUCUCAUCUACAGGCAGAUCACCCAGGGCAUCAAGUCGGGGGAGUACACCAGCGAGAAGGAGGACGAAUAUAUCCAUCUGGCGGCGAAGCACUAUUACAUCCAGUUUGGCUCCGCCUACAGCAAGGAGAACAUGCAGAAGGUGGUGGAGGACUGCAUCGCCACCCAUCUCAUCGAGAACAAGUCCAUGGGAAAGUGGAUCCAGCUCAUCAGCACGGCACACUUACAGGGCCCGUACAGCGACGGCGGCGUCAGCAAAGACGUGGUGAAAGGAGAACUCGUCGACAGCGCUCGAGAGAAAUGGGCGGUCGACUUCUCCAAGUUUUUCGAAGUGACGAUGACGUCUGGACCGCCUUUGCCCAAAAGCAGGUUCAUCGUGGCGGUCAACUGGAGUGGCGUCCUCUUCAUGGACGGGAAAAAAAAGAAGCUUUUGGAGCUGCCUUACCUGGAGGUCCAACAAGUCCAGAAGUUAAGCGACGGCCCCGCCAGUAACCAGUCGAUAAGUAUAUCCACGGUCCGAGGGGAAUUUGUUCUAAAGUGUGGGGAAGCUGAUGACUUGGUUGCAAUUGUGGAGCAAAACCUGAGCGGACUGCGAGCCCGUUCAAUAUUUGCGCUGGCUCAGCAGGAUUCCAAUAAAUCAGAUGACCCCCGCUUCUUGGUGUUUAAGCGAGGCGACCUCCUGAUGAUAGAGAAGGAUCAAAAAUAUUCCUCGGACAAGAACAUGGUCGAGGCGACAAAUCAGAAGACAAACAACGCGGGUGUUGUUGAUAAGGACGCGUUGCAGUUUCUUCCAACUCUGAGUAGACCCACUGAUGAAACGCUGGAACUGCUCAGCCCAGGCCACCGGCUAUCUGCGACACAAAGUGGGCCCCAGAGAGAAGAAACCGUGGCUGCAAUCUCUUUGAGAGAGUUUGCCCUUGAAAAUUUCAGAACUCUCGGAAAAGAGCGGUUGUGGGUGUGUUCCAAAGAACCCAUGAAGCAGCCGCUGCUGAAGAACCUGGUCGGCAACUCCGAGCUCAGCUACCUCGCCUGCAACGCCUUCACUGGUAUCCUGAAGUACAUGGGUGACUACGCCCUCAAGCAGGUCCGCCGUCCGGUAGACUUGACGGACCAGAUCUUUGGCCCAGCGACCCAACACCAAGAUCUGCAGGAUGAGAUCUACUGUCAGAUCAUGAGGCAGAUGACCAGGAACGACAACAGGCUGAGCAUGGAGCGCGGGUGGCAGCUGAUGUGGUUGUGCACGGGCUUGUUCCCGCCCGGUCCGUAUUUGAUGAGGCACACUCGCCGUUUCCUGGAGUCCCGACCCAAGGAACUUUUGGCUCCGGGAUGUCUGCAGAGGCUCCAGGAGAUGUGCAGCAAGGAGCCCAGGAAGUAUCCUCCGCAUCUGGUCGAAGUCGACGCCAUCCAGCAAAACAGCCGGCACAUUUUCCACAAGAUCUACUUCCCCAAUGACACCAAUGACUUAAUCGAAGUGAAGUCGACGACGACAAUCCAAGACCUGUGCAUCAGCAUUGCCACUCAACUCAAAGUGAGCUCGCCCGAAGGCUACGGCCUGUAUCUGAAAACAUCGCAAGGGGUGCUGAGCUUGCAUGAGGAGAAAUAUUUCUUUGACAGUUUGAGGGAGAAUUCCGAAGCCCCUAAGAAAGGGAAAAAAGUGAGAGAAGGCAACAUCAUCAACACGCCCUAUCUGGUGAUUUUUAAGAGGAAGCUGUGGUUCAACGUGUUCCCAGGCAAGGACUGGGUGGCGGACCUUACCUUCCAUUUCCCACAGGAACUGCCCAAGUACCUGCGCGGGUACCACAAAUGCAGCAAGGAGGACAUGAUCAAACUGGGCGGGCUGCUCUUCAGGGUCAAGGUGGACUCGGACCGAAAUCAGUUCCUCAUGAUCCCCAAAAUGCUGACCGAGCUGGUCCCCGCCGACCACGUCCUAAGUAUAUCCCAGGACGAGUGGAAGAAGCACAUCAUUUCUUCCUACAUCAAGCAAAGUGGCAUCACGGUGCAGGAAGCCAAAGUUGCUUUCCUGCAAGCCAUCUCCAGCUGGCCCACCUUCGGCUGCGCCUUCUUUGAAGUGAAACAAACUUGUGAGUCCAAAUACCCAAGAACGGUUUACCUUACUAUCAGCAAGCAAGGUGUGAGUCUCAUACACCCAAAGUCAAAGGAGUUGCUGGUCAUGCAUCAGUUCAGCCGCAUCAGCGAGUGCCACAGUGUGGGCGACUACUUCCAGAUGACGGUCGGCACCCAGGCCAGAGGCAACGUCUUCGUCUGUGAAACCGCACAGGGUCACACAAUGGAGGACCUGGUCAGAUCGUACGUGGCCAUGUACGAGAGGCAGAGGCAGGCCUUCCGAUCAAGAAACCACAUGUUCACUUGAUCUGCGGCGCCCGAACGCCGGCAAGAUAGGAAUAUUUAAUGUUUUUGUUCUCUUAACUGAAAUUUAUACUUUUGAAAAAAUUUAGCUGCUCCUGUAUAGAAUUACCAAGGCCAUAGAUUAUAUAGAACAAUAAAUAUGUAUCCUCACACUU